CUUGACGCAGCAUCCUGGACCACAGCACCCAGCAUCCAGAAGGUUUUGACAGGCCAGAGGGAAGUGACCAGCUGCAGGUUACACAAUAUUUCUUCAUUCUAGUUGAGGUGGAGUGUGGUGGUCAUCAUGGGAGAAUUAUUCAGGAGUGAGGAGAUGACCCUGGCGCAGCUCUUUCUCCAGUCAGAGGCAGCCUACUGCUGUGUCAGCGAGCUGGGAGAACUGGGCAUGGUCCAGUUUAGAGAUCUGAACCCAGAUGUAAACGUGUUCCAACGCAAGUUUGUGAACGAAGUGAGGAGAUGUGAGGAGAUGGACAGAAAACUGAGGUUUGUGGAGAAGGAGAUCAAAAAAGCCAAUAUCCCAACUGUGGACACUGGAGAAAAUCCAGAGGUGCCUUUUCCCAGGGACAUGAUCGAUCUAGAGGCCACCUUUGAGAAGCUGGAGAAUGAACUGAAGGAGAUCAACACUAACCAGGAAGCCCUGAAGAAGAACUUCCUGGAGCUGACAGAGCUCAAACACAUCCUCCGUCGAACACAGCAGUUCUUUGAUGAGAUGGAGGAUCCCAACCUGCUGGAGGAGUCAUCAGCCCUGAUGGAGGGCAGUGGGGGCCGCGGGGCCCCGCUCAGACUAGGGUUUGUGGCUGGAGUGAUUAGCAGGGAGAGGAUUCCCACCUUUGAGAGGAUGCUGUGGAGGGUGUGUCGUGGUAACGUCUUCUUAAGGAAGGCAGAAAUCGAGGACCCUCUGGAGGACCCAACCACGGGAGACCAAGUGCACAAAUCAGUAUUCAUCAUCUUCUUCCAAGGUGACCAGCUGAAGAACAGGGUGAAGAAGAUCUGCGAGGGGUUCCGUGCCUCUCUCUACCCGUGUCCAGAGACGCCACAGGAGAGGAAGGAGAUGCUGGCCGGAGUCAAUAGCCGCAUUGAUGACCUCCAGAUGGUUCUGAACCAAACCGAGGACCACCGUCAGCGAGUGCUGCAGGCUGCCUCCAAGACCAUGAGGGUGUGGUUCAUCAAGGUGAGGAAGAUGAAGGCCAUCUACCACACGCUCAACCUCUGUAACAUCGACGUCACACAGAAGUGUCUUAUUGCGGAGGUGUGGUGUCCCGUCUCGGACCUAGACUCCAUCCAGUUUGCUCUGCGCAGAGGGACGGAGAGGAGUGGCUCGACCGUGCCAUCCAUCCUCAACAGGAUGCAGACCAAGCAGACCCCACCUACCUUCAACAAGACCAACAAGUUCACAUCAGGCUUCCAGAACAUCGUUGAUGCCUAUGGCAUUGGGAACUACCGGGAGAUCAAUCCAGCUCCCUACACCAUCAUUACUUUCCCCUUCCUGUUUGCGGUGAUGUUUGGUGACAUGGGUCACGGUUUGCUGAUGACCUGUGCUGCCCUCUACCUGGUCAUCCGAGAGAGCCGCCUCCUCGCCCAGAAGAGUGACAAUGAGAUGUUUAACAUGGUGUUUGCUGGACGCUACAUCAUCCUCCUGAUGGGGAUCUUCUCCGUCUACACUGGAAUCAUUUACAACGACUGCUUCUCCAAGUCGCUCAACAUGUUCGGCUCAGGCUGGAGUGUCAGGCCCAUGUUUGGCCCCAAAGGAGCUAACUGGACAUUUGAGACACUUGAUGGAAAUGCAGUUCUGCAGUUAGACCCAGCUGUUCCUGGUGUGUUCAAUGGACCUUAUCCACUCGGAAUUGACCCGAUCUGGAAUGUUGCCACCAACAAGCUGACUUUCCUCAACUCAUUCAAGAUGAAGAUGUCUGUGAUCCUGGGUGUUAUCCAUAUGCUCUUUGGAGUGUCUCUCAGUCUCUUCAACCACCUAUACUUCAAGAAACCACUGAACAUCUUUCUGGGAUUCAUCCCGGAGAUCGUCUUCAUGUCCAGCCUGUUUGGAUACCUUGUCCUGUUGGUCUUCUACAAGUGGACAGCUUAUGACGCCUACACCUCCAAGGACGCCCCCAGCCUGCUCAUCCAUUUCAUCAACAUGUGUCUCUUCAACUACAAUGACCCCACCAACAAGCCCCUCUACAGGGGACAGAUGGGGAUCCAGGUUUUGUUGGUGCUGAUUGCCCUUGCAUGUGUACCCUGUAUGCUGAUUGUGAAAACUAUGGUGCUUCGGCGUCAGCACCUAUGGAAAAAGCACCUGUCCCAGAAGAGGGAAGAAACCCCUGCAGAGAAUCUAGAGCAGUCUUUAGAGCAAACAGGCGUGUCCUCAUCAUGCACCGGACUCACCCAACAGGGCACGCAGAAGUUCGGAGGUGUGCGGGUGGGUAACGGGCCCACGGAGGACGAGGCUGGCAUCAUGGACCACGACCAGCUCUCCCAGCACUCAGAGGAGGGAGAUGAGCAUUCAGAGGAAGAGCCGUUUGACUUUGGUGACGUAGCUGUCCACCAGGCCAUCCAUACCAUAGAGUACUGUCUGGGAUGCAUAUCCAACACGGCCUCUUACCUGCGCCUCUGGGCCCUCAGCCUGGCUCAUGCACAGUUGUCCGAGGUGCUCUGGUCCAUGGUGAUGCACCUGGGUCUGUCCUCCCGGAGUGGAGGCGGGUUCUUUGGCCUGUCCAUCAUCUUCUCGGCCUUCGCCACCCUCACUGUUGCCAUCCUGCUCGUCAUGGAGGGGCUGUCAGCCUUCCUGCAUGCCCUGCGUCUACACUGGGUGGAGUUCCAGAACAAGUUCUACUCUGGCCAGGGCUUCAAAUUUGUCCCCUUCUCGUUUGAGAGCAUCCUGGAGGGACGAUUUGACGAGUGAUCGGGCCCUGACACCCCCCCCCCCCAGCAUGAACCAGGAGAAUCCCCAGCCCUGCCUUCCCUCCUCAGUGCGUGCGUGUCUCUAUAUGAGCCCAUGUCCAGCCCUCUGUCACCCUCUAGUGGUAAUUUGUGAAACUGUAAUGUGUAAUAAGUGUCAUGUAAACCAUAAAGAGGCUUUGAAAAAGAGGCCAGUACACCAGAACCAACCUGUACCCAUACUGCUGUGGUCACCACUACUGUCAUAACACCUCCUGUUUGGUCAGUAUAUCCAGAAAUCAAACUAGAAUCAGUGUAUGGGAUUAAAAUGGAAGAGAACAGAGCUGUGAUUAAUGAGAUGAAGAGAUGGUGAUUGUUAGAUGAUUUGUGCAGUGAUCUUGUGCUCACUCUGUGUGAACUGUUGUAAACCAGUAACUGAACUGAUGUAUUCAGCCUGAAAUGUCUAAAAGUUCAUUGUGUGGAAUCACGUCCAGAUGCUUCAUAAAUUUGCAAAACAAUGUCACUCAUGAAAGAAUUCAGAUUUUUUUCAAAAAGGACAAAUUUAUUUCUCAACAUAUCUUAAAAUCUGAAAUCACAGUGUAUUUUUUAGUGUUGUUUGGCCAUGCAGUAUUUUCAACAAAUUACUCCUUCUAGAUAAACACCACACCCAUUAAUGGUUAAUAUUUAUUUUUUGUUGUUGAUGUUAUUUUUUGCCUGAGAAAAUAUAUUUUUUAAGUGUUGUUUGAAAUGUUCCAGUUCAUGUUGAUGCUACAAGGCUGAAACUAUAACUGAUGCUGGUCAGUGACUGGUGGCAUGGAAGGUCAUGUGUUUGUGGUCAGUAAUAAACUGAGACCUGGGGAUUCA
Lates calcarifer (barramundi perch) is the source of this 3578-nucleotide messenger RNA. Its product is annotated as V-type proton ATPase 116 kDa subunit a 1-like. Gene Ontology annotation, biological process: proton transmembrane transport; vacuolar acidification. Gene Ontology annotation, molecular function: ATPase binding; proton-transporting ATPase activity, rotational mechanism. NCBI's taxonomy places the organism in Eukaryota, Metazoa, Chordata, Actinopteri, Centropomidae. The record is from RefSeq and is a predicted model, not a curated record. Gene Ontology annotation, cellular component: plasma membrane; vacuolar proton-transporting V-type ATPase complex; vacuolar proton-transporting V-type ATPase, V0 domain.